GAUUCAGCGCGUUAGUUCAGCACGUCUGCCGGUAUCCUGCGCAUCGCUUUGUCUGCAGCUACAGUACUGCACGUGUACCGGUAUACUCUGCUCUGCAUUUUCUCGCACGGACCGUUGUGGAGCAGCUGUCUUUAUCUGUUCAGGUAUUCCGUACCAACAAACAUGUAGCUCGUGACAUGUCGAAGCGGAGGACGGAUUCACACUGUUUUGCUCCGGGUUGCCGAAGCGGCUACCCGGGCGCCCCGAAGGCAUCGUUGUUUGCAGCUCCUAGAGAAGACGAUCUCCGCAGAAAGUGGGAGCGUAACCUCCGGAGGGAUGACAAGCCUCUGACCGAAACAUCAGCGGUGUGCGAACAUCACUUCGAGCCAAGAUAUAUUCUGCGCGAAUAUGUGCACGUGAUAAAUGGCUGUGAAGUGCGCACUCCCCGAGGAAAACCGUCAUUGGUGCCUGAUGCCGUGCCAACGCUUUUGCCAGGUUGUCCAGCGUACCUUUCCGUCGCUGCGCCCAAGCAAAGACCCGAGAGAAGGAAAGCAGCCAAACCUCCUGAAGGCGCAAGCAGAAAGCGGCGCAGGCCUGAUGCACCUGACGAAGUGUGCGACGGCGGUGAAAUGGAAGGCAUGAACUUUAAUGCUGCCACUAGUGCGCGACUUUCAAUUGAAGCUAUUCGCACACUUGAAGUUCCUGCAAACUACUGGUGUCGUAUAGAAGCAGUUGGCCACUGCGAUCUAAUAUUUGUGACGACAGUGAUAAGCAAGCGUACAAAACUGGAUAUUUUUCAUGAAAAAGCUGUGUGCUUUAUGUCCACAGAAGGAAAAAUUGUAGCCCAAGUCUUCUAUCAAGGUGUUUUGUGUCAAGAGAAACCCGUGCAAUCCCUUGCUGAGGCCACAUCCGUAUUGGAAGAAGCUCGAGAAAGCCCUGUCUGCAAGGGAGCAAUGUGUAAACAAGAAUUCAAGCCGCUUUCCUCUCGGCUGACCGCACAUCAUCGAGCUGAAGCAAACACUGCUGGACGAUCCGUGAUCAGCGUACGCUGCUUCGGAAAAGUUUCUUCUGAAGGCUCAAGUUGUGCACAAUGCAAGUCCCUUAGGAAAGCGUUACUGACAAGAAAGUCGUACAUUAACUGUCGUGUACACCUGCCUGUAACGAAAACCCUUUCUUCACGACUGACGCAACAAAAGAAGAAGACAGCACGUCUUCAAAAUCAGGCAUGUGUACUUAAGAAAAAGUUGAGUGUCAUGCUUGCCAAGAAUGUGGCAAUCGCAGAAGAAGAUUUCAAUGCAAAAGUAGCUCUCCUACCAGAGAAGCAGCGCGAGGCAACUCUCCACAUAUUCAAAGCUUCUUCACGGAAGAGUACUAAAGGCAUGAUAUUUUCAAAUGAGUGGGUGCUCGAAUGUUUGAUUAUGAAGCUGAAAAGUGCAAGGUUGUAUGAGCACUUGAGAAAAGAAAAAAUCUUAGUUCUCCCCAGUAAGACUACGCUUCGCAAAUAUUUAAAAUGCUACAGAACUGGGUUUGGAUUUAGCAAUAAAAUCUUUGAUGUGCUGAAGCAAAAGACUUGCACUAUGGACGAGUUUUUAUGCCAUGGAGGACUCAUCGUGGAUGAACUGAAACUCUCGGAGCACCUCUCAGUGAACAGUGAAGGCCGCAUUGAUGGCUUCGUUGACUUGGGACAGUUUACGUCUGACAAAGAUGAGCACAGCGUCUGUGAUCACGGUAUGGUGAUAAUUUUUGUGCCCUUUGUUGGCAAAUGGACGCAAAUACUCGCUGCAUUUGCGACUCAUGGAAACAUAAAUGGGAACCUGCUGACGAAGAUAAUGCUUGAAGCCGUCAUUUUAGCUGAGAAGGCCGGACUCAAGGUUGAUUUCAUUACGUCUGAUGGUGCCACUUGGAAUCGGGAAAUGUGGUCUGUGAUGGGCAUCAAAGCAUCACUGACAGAAACGAAAUGCAGCACAUUGCAUCCAGUGGACCCAACGCGCAAACUCCAUUUUCUGUCGGACUUUCCUCACUUAAUUAAGUGCCUGAGGAAUGGACUACUAAGGUCGGACUACGAAACACUUGAGGGCCGGGUAUCUUUACAAUUCGUACGCAAAGCUUUGGAACUGGAUGGUUGCAGUGUCACAUUGCAGGCAAUGCAUGGAAUCACCGGAAGCCACACGAACCCCAACAAUUUUGAAAAGAUGAGAGUAUCUUUAGCUUUUCGGAGAAAAAGUGAUUCAUGGUCUGCAGCUGUACAAGUCAGGAAUUGAAGAUAUCUGUGGUGACAUCACAGCUACACUAAAGUUUUUCAAGUAAGUGUCAUCACAUUGCGGUUUUAUUGCGAUUGCACCUUUCACCAUGCAUAUGACAGUCUGACUCUUGCUCACAAACACAGAUUCAUCCUGCUUUUGUUCAUUUCACAGGAUCAUCCAUGACCUUGUGCAAAUGAUGACUUCACGAUUUCCAGCUGAAGCGCUGCGCCCAAGUUCAGCAAGUGUUGAGAAGCUGCGAUCGUUUCAGGAGUAUCUUUCAUCAUGGGAAGACCACACGAAGGGGCAGAAAGGAUUCCUGAGCCAGUCAACAGCAGCUGGGCUGCGAGUGGCAGUGUCAAGUGUGCUUUCUUUGCUUCAGUAUCUCACUGAGAAACUAGGCUACAGGUACCUAAUGACAUCUAGAGUAAGCCAAGAUCCUGUUGAGCAUCUUUUUGGCAUUGUCAGGCAGUCGUCUGGAUGUAACACGCACCCAACACCACAGCAGUUUAUUAGCACUAUCAACUGCUUGAGCUUCAACAAUCUUGCUCACUCAGCUUCAAAGGGAAACUGUGAGCCUGCAGUGCUCCAUGCCCUUCUACCCGCAAAUUCAGGUGCUGAAAAUGUUCCAUCUGGUAAACAGCGCUUAAUGGACAAGUUUAUAAACAGUGACAAUGUAGCUGCCGUGCAGAGCUCGCUCCCACAGAGUGCGCCAGACCAUGCGUCAUGCAUUAUAUCUGCCAGUGACAACCGGCUAACAUUUUAUAUAGCAGGAUGUGUAGCUAGAAAAUGCCUACUGAAGUCUGGCUGCGAAGAGUGCCGUAAACUUCUUCUAAUGCAAAAGGAGUCUGCUGAAAGUCUCAAACACCUUGCGCAAUUGACACACAUGAAAGACAGAGGUGGCCUGCUUUAUUUGUCUAGCCUGUUGUUUAAGUUUGUUCAUGAUUUAGAAAAAGCCUUCACAACGUGUUUCAGUUUGCUGGAGCUGCACGCUGAUAGCAUACUCCACAUUUUAAGCGAAGUUAAGGCAAAGCAAAAAAAUGGGCUUGGUUGUCGUGACUAUUCUGAAGGCAUUGCAGCUGAGGUCAUCGUUUUUUACAUCACUACUCGUCUGCAUUUCCUAACUAAAAGCGUGAACCAGAAUAGUGCU
This is a messenger RNA of Rhipicephalus microplus (southern cattle tick), 3369 nucleotides long. RefSeq lists its product as uncharacterized. The record is from RefSeq and is a predicted model, not a curated record. Lineage: Eukaryota; Metazoa; Arthropoda; Arachnida; Ixodida; Ixodidae.